Vitrella brassicaformis is the source of this 4059-nucleotide messenger RNA. The record is from the annotation of a GenBank genome assembly. NCBI's taxonomy places the organism in Eukaryota, Vitrellaceae.
AUGACGGUAUCCAUUAGCUCCACCCUGUUGCUGCUGGCUGGCAUCCUGCUGGCGUCCACCCUCCUGUCCUUCCCCCUCGCACACGCCGACCAAGUCGCCGAAGAGGCCGCCGACGGACCUGACAGGCGGACCCGCAGGAGCGGCAGGGUGUCGAAGCCGUCGACGCCAUAUGAUCGGCCAGGGGCAGCAAAGGGGAAGAGAGGCAAGCUCACCGCCGAAAAAGCACGCCUCGCACUCGAAUCAGUUGGGAUGGAAGCACCCGAGGCGGCGGCGGGUGCCGGGGCCGCACCGUCGGAUAGAAUUCCACCCCGCGGUACGCACGACACACCACGCCAUGCAUAUCAUACGCACGUGUGUAUGUAUGCGUGGGUUGCCUGGCGCAACGCGGACCUUCCAUGGAUUGGCUGACUGACGCACGGACGAAUGGACACAUGGAUGGAUGGAUGGAUGGAUGGAUGUGCAGAGCAGUGCCUGAUAAUUACGUGUUCGUUCUGGCUGGUGCAUGAAUUCAUGCCCCAUCACUCACUCACUCUUUGGCUCCCUGUCUGUGUGUGCGUGUGUGUGUGUGUUUGGCAGAUGAGUGCCCCAAGGUCGACCCUGGUGCCAUGGGGACUGGAGUUCACCUGGCGCCGCGUUCAGAUGGCUCAAUGCCCUUCACCAUCUUCCACUGGGUACACAUGCAUGCAUUGCAUGGAUGAAUGGCAUCCCAUCCCACAAGGCAGGUGGGGUGCACCGUGCACCAUCCUAUUACCUGGCCUGGUGUUAUCAUACCUAUUUGUUGGCUGACCUGACUGGCCAUAUGCGCACAUCCAUCCUCACACCCAUCCAUCCAUCCAUCCACCGGUAUAUGUCUGUGUGUGUGCAUUAUACGUCAGAAUUUGGAUUGGAUGUUUUCACCCAAUGCCCCGCGCGCCGAGUGGGCCAGGAGUCGUUACGAGGGUCGUGAGAAGGAGGACCUCAUCAAGGAGUGCCCACAGAGGUGGGAGCCGGGCGAAGAGUGCGACCACUUAGAUUUCAGCCAAGAGCUCGGUAUGUCAACACACACCACACACACACACACACACAGGGGCAGACACUGAGGUUUUCUCCCGUCCGCUGUGUAUGUAUGUAUGUGUGUGUGUGCAUCGUGCGUCCAUCUGUCUGUUUGCUUGUCUGUGUGUGUCAGAGUGGCCGUCUGGAUACUCUUUCAAGUGGACGCCCGGCGAAACGGGCCGGCCGGAGACGGAGCGUUCCACGCCCUGCACCGGGAUGAGGGUGCCGGGCGCCGGUCUGAUGCACCCCUGCAUGAAGCAGUGGGGCCGCAUCAAGGCCACCGGCAUGUGGAUCCGCUGGCUCUGGCAGCAAUACCAACCCAACGUCAUCAGCCUCAACGAGGUUCGUAAGCUACAGAGCCACUCAGGGUGGGCCACGUGGGGUGUCGUGGGGCGAUCCAUUGAUGGUGAUGGGUGGGUGGGAUGGACGGAUGGACCAUAGAUAGACCCAUGGAUGGAUGGAUGGAUGGAUGGACGGACCAAUCAACCAGCCACUCACUUCUUUCUGUCUGUCUGUCUGUGUGUGUGUGUGUGUCUGUGGUGCAGAUCGACGGGUGCACCACGUUGAAGAAUCUGCUGGAGGCCUCCGGGCUCAACAACCCCCAGCUGACGGGGCCAGGGGUCUUCUGGCCGUACCACUACAUGGGCAAUGACUACCGCAGCAACCAGCAGGUCGGUUUCCUCACCAACCUGCUCCCAGAGACACAUGCAAACGAACUAGCCGCGCAAUUCUAUUAAGAACAGCACACAGGACACUAACGGACAGACAGACAGACAGACAGACAUGGGGAGAGGGACAGGGAGAGAGGGAGAGGAGAGGGUAUGCAUCACUGUCUGUUUUUCUGUCUGUCUGUCUGUCUUUCUGUGUGUGUCUAUCUAUCUAUCAGCCACAAGGGUGUGGAUACCAGCGAUUUCCCUGUGACGAGCAACAAGGAGUGCCAGCAGUACUCUGGUCACGAGCGCGGCAAGGACUACAACUUCAAGAAGCAAGGAGCCAUUGGCCUCAACAAGAACGUCAUGUUGGGCGUCGACGUAUACGGCCGCAAAAUCGCCCUCCUUACCGUGCACCUCAAAUCCAUCCCCAACGGUAAGACAGACAGACAGACAGACAGGGACAGUGGAUCUAUCUGUUCUGUGUCACCCACCGGUGGGUGUGUCGUGACGCCACCUUUACAUCCAUCCGUUGGUGGCUGGGGUGGCUGGGGUGGCUGCAGCGCCGGCCAACUGCAUGUAUCGAGAGGUGGAGGCCAAACUGAUUGACCAACUUAUCACGUAGGCACCGUCCCUAGCGCGGCACACGACCGCCAAUCCCACCCCCCACCCCCCACCCCCCGCCCCACCCCACCAUCUCUCUCUCUCUCUGUCUGCGUGGUGUGUGUGGGUGGUGCCCGCCUGCCUGCCUGUCUGUCUGUCUGUCUGUCUGUACAGUUCGGAGAUCCCUGAGGGUUACGAGAUCAUCCUCUUGGGUGACUUCAACGACUACGACGACAAGGACCCGCUGACGCGCGACAUGCGCCGCGUCCAACGGGAGGGCCGCUUCUUCCAGCACCCCAAUUCCCCCCCCGACCCCGCACUCGACCCAGGCAAGCCCGACACGCCCUACAUGGACUCGACGCAGGACACAUCCGUGAAGGGCAGGGGACCAGCCAACUUCGACGACCACAGCAAGGCGGAAGAGCUGGACGCCGAGGACGAGAGAGAGUACUACCGUCUGGUAUCGGCGGAUCAGGAGGAGUCGCAGAUGUUCGUGGAGCUCGAGGCCAACACGACACAGGAAGAGUGCGAGGAGGGUGAGGGUGGCGAGGGGUGCGCCCUGAUGGGGUCGUCGUUCCUCGAGACCGAUGAAGGGCCCCCGCCCCCCGGCGACGAGGACAUGGAGGUGACCGGGGUUCAGCAGGUUCAGCCCAAGAAGAAGCGCGCACCGCCCAGCGUUGACCUCUACGCCAACAGCUGGGUCUUCCAAAUGAUCAAACACGGCUGGCCCUUGUGAGGCGAGCCACAAACAUACACACAUCCAUGCACACAUGACCCGUAUGUGUGUGUGUAUUUGGCGAGCACUUGUACAUGCAUGUCUCCUUGUGUGUGUGUGUGUGUGUGUGUCCCCCUGCAUGUCUGUCUGGCUGCAGCGGGCCCGGCCGCCAUGGGCAUCGUCACAACACGAAGAGGGAGAUGUUCAACACCAAUAUGGCCCUGUCGCAGGACAAGCGCUGGUCUCUCGAGUUCAUGAAAGCAAGCCAAACCCGUGCGGGGCAGGUCAUUGCGUGGCUGCCCCAGCCAUUCAUACGUUCAUACAUACAUGCGAUGGUUUGUCAAUGUCAAUGUCAAUGCAGGUCAAGACGCAGAUCGACUUCAUAUUCGUAUCAAGGGUGCGGUGCUAUAUCAGUGGCCCACACCCACACCCACCCACGCACACAGACGCAUUCAUCCAUGUCUCUCUCCCUCCCUCCCUCCCUCCCUCUCUCCCUCCGUGUGUGUGUUUUCAGGACUUGUUUCACUGCUUGAAGACCUUCAAGAUCCUCAACCCAGACAUGGCGAGCGACCCCGACAUGGCGAGCAACCCCGACAAGCCAUACUUCACCAGCUACGGCGCCAGCAAGGGCUUCAAGGGCGAGUAAGGCGCACACACGCCACACAGAGACACAGAGCUUGCUUACCCACGUGUGUGUGUGUAUGUAUGUAUGUACUGUGUGUAUGUAUGUAUGUGUAUGUAUGUGUGUGUAUGUGUGUGUGUGUGUGUGUGUGUAGGGACCCGUCGGACCAUUUCCCUGUCGUCGGUGAGCAGCACAUAGCACACACAGACACACAUAUAUCAAUCGCAUCGCUGCACAUAUACACAAUGAAUGAAUGGACGCGUGACGUCCCGCCAUGCGAGUUGUCUGUGUGUCUGUCCUGUGUGUCAGCGCAUUUCGACUUCAAGUUGGGCGGGUGCGAUGCCAUGGCGGGACCGUCGGGCGCUUACUACAGAGAGGCCGGGCGGGUCUGCAACAUGGGCGGCAGGGAGGUGCCCUGUAGCAUGGCCAAAGAAUAA